Molecule: messenger RNA, 255 nt
Organism: Macrosiphum euphorbiae (potato aphid)
Lineage: Eukaryota; Metazoa; Arthropoda; Insecta; Hemiptera; Aphididae
Source: the annotation of a GenBank genome assembly
AUGAUAAUAAUUAAACAAAUUGUAUUGUACUCCAGGUACUUGAGUCAUAAUAAAAUCAAGGAUAUCGAAACAGAAUUAUUUUCUUUUAUGACAGAAUAUGUCUCUUAUUUGAGCAACAAUAUAAUAAGUGAUCUGAAAGAUGGUGCAUUUGUGACCCUUGAGAAGCUUCGGAUAUUAAAAUUGGAUAAAAAUAAAAUCGAAAACAUCGAGACUGGGGUUUUUAAUAGCUUAAAAGCUUGGAAAAGUUAUUCUUGA